CAGCUUCACUACUGCAGUCGGCAUUUGCAAUAGGAAAAUAUGACGAUCACGAUGACAUGAUGGCAUCGUUACAUACGCCAGCUUUGCCGGCAAUUUUCGCAACGCUCUUUGUUUUGCCGUUGCUGCUACCGCUGGCAAGCUCGGGGCAUGCCCCAGCUGUUUUCGAGCCAUCACAUGCAGCUGCACAAUUAGGAGAAACUAACUUUACGGCCACGCUUGGUGUUAAGGAUACAAACCAGCCAUGCCUCGUAGAGUUCUACGCAUCGUGGUGCCCUGCCUGUAAGCACUUUGCACCAACGUUCGAGAAGCUCGCCUCAUUUUUAAAAGGGCAGUCGUUCGGCGGGCGUCCACUCUACAUCGCUCGCGUGGAUUGCGCUACCGAGGUGAAACUAUGCGGCGAAUUCGAGCUGACGGGCUACCCGUCGCUUCUCAUGGGACAAGCGCAGGACUUUGCUACCAAGCAGCAUAAAAAGCUUUCCCUGUUUCAAGGACCGCGCGACCUUCCGGUUUUGACGGCCUGGGUGGGCCGUUACUUCAACAUGACGUUGACCUACUCGGCAGUGCCCACCACAUCUACGACGGGACCAGCAGAAACCUCAAGCAGCAGCAACAGCCGCGGCAGUGAAGGGGCUCCCGCGGAAAACACCAAGCGGCGUCCGCUGCCGCAGGGCCCGGUGUGGUCGGUAGCCGAUGUGGAGGGCGCCACGUUGCAGCUCUGGCGCAUUGUGGUGACCACCCCGCUGCUGCACCGCGGGCCGGAGAAGCGCACGGCGCUGCAAGAGGUGCUGUCGGUGUGGGCGGCGGCGCACCCCAGCAGCAGCUGCAAGACGCACGCUGCCCGCCUGCUGGGUUCGUACGACACGUUGUGGCCGCCGGCCGAGCAGGAGGCGCCGGCGGCGCUGCUGAUGGCGGAGCCGUGCGGCCCUGCGGCGGGCCUGGCCUACCGCGGGGAGUGGGAGAGCUGCCGCGGGUCGCAGCCGGACAGCCGAGGCUACUCGUGCGGGCUGUGGGAGAUGCUGCACACCCUGGCGCUGCGUCUGCCCGAGCAGGGCGGCCGCGGCGGCCCAGCUGCCACCAUGAUGGCCUUCCUGCUGCAGUUCAACAAGCAUUUCUUCCUCUGCGAGCCCUGCCAGAAGCACUUUGGCCGCAUCCUCACCUCCCCGGAGGCGGCCGCUGUGAGGGACCGACGCUCGCUGGUGAUGUGGCUCUGGCGGGUGCACAACGAGGUGAACCAGCGGCUGCGCGGAGUGGAGUCAAAGUACGGCCACAGCACCACCGGCGACCCCGAGUUCCCCAAGGAGCAGUGGCCGGCUCCAGAGACCUGCCCCACCUGCCGCAACGCGGACGGCGUGUGGGUGGAGGAGCAGGUGUGGGCCUACCUGCAGCGGGCGUAUGGACCCGGCAGCGCGCCAGGAGCCGACUCGACAGCGGCAGGGAGACCUGGUCAGCUGCUGCAUGCCAGGACGACUUUUGUCGCUGCGUCCUGG
Astrephomene gubernaculifera is the source of this 1487-nucleotide messenger RNA. Lineage: Eukaryota; Viridiplantae; Chlorophyta; Chlorophyceae; Chlamydomonadales; Astrephomenaceae. The record is from the annotation of a GenBank genome assembly.